This is a messenger RNA of Penicillium nucicola, 423 nucleotides long. RefSeq lists its product as uncharacterized. The transcript is spliced from 2 exons. Bases 1 to 423 code for a protein of 140 amino acids. The record is from RefSeq and is a predicted model, not a curated record. Lineage: Eukaryota; Fungi; Ascomycota; Eurotiomycetes; Eurotiales; Aspergillaceae.
AUGUAUUAUAUCCUUUACUUGACGAGCCUCUGCCGCCGUCGCCACUGGCCCGAACCAACCUACAACUACUACAUGAACGCCGCAGGAUCAGGCUACACGUGCGUGGUGCGCGUCAACAACCGCGAAUAUCAAACAGACACAGACUAUGCAUCCGAGACACUGGCACAGGAAAGCGCCGCCAUGCGUGCGUACCUGAUCUGUCGCAAUUUCUCCGUUAACGAUGGUAUGUAUCCGGCGGGCCAUGACCAUGGCGGGGUUGUGCAGGGAAUUCCUGUUGCUAUUGGGACUGGGAGGAAGAUUGGGGGGUAUCCUGUGCAUGAUCAUGAUCUUGAUGGGUCUAGGUCUGGGUCGUCUGGUGGUGGGUCGGUUUGUGGGAGUCGGAGUGGGGGGAGUAGUCCUGUUAGGGUUGGGGAGAUGAGAUGA